UUGGGUCAGUUCUUUUAAAUACAACUUUUAAUUUCUUUUAAAAAUUUUCCAAAUCCGACAUGAGAAAAUAGCAAUUUAGUAAGUUAUUAAGUAGUUUUAGUGUGUAGAAAGCUUUUAAAAACUGAUUUAAAUAAUUAAAAUUUCUAUUUGGUCACGCAAACAAUUACACCAAAGUUGUAUUCCCACUUUGUUUAAAAUCACUUUUGAGGUAGAUAUCAACCACGUCAAUCUGCACAGUAAUUUGCAAACUGCGGUAAAAAAGUUGAUUACAGUCAAUUUAGCAAAAUAUAAUUUAAUUGCAGUAUCAGCAUAAAAUAGCGAUUUGCUUUGGAGAAUUUUAAGAUAAUGUCUCAACCACCAAAUGCAGUAUUAAAUGGUCCUUCACCUGAAAACAAUGUGCCUUUUAAAGAUGCUCAACCCACACAAGACCCGACAAAAACACAUCAGAACGGUAGCGGAACUCCCCAACAAUUCCCGGGAUAUGCAACAUCUCCAAGACCGCCUUUGACACGAUUGGACAGCCGGAGUUCUCUCCCGUUGCGUCCAGGCUUUCCCCCAGGUCCUCCCAGACCCCAACAAAUCCGUCAACCUAUUCCUGGUCAACAGCAAUUCAUCCAGAGACCUCCAGGAGGAGCCCCCAGACCUCCAGGUCAACCCCAAUUCAUACAAAAUCAAGCACGACCCAUCAAUCCUAAUUUCCGUCCAACUUCUCCUUUCCCAAGACCACAACUUCCACAAGGACAAGGGCCAAGACAGCCUGGGAUUUUCCAACAAAGAUCAGUUCCGGCUUUUAAUCAACCAAGACCACAACUCGACGAUCAUUUGAUCAGAAGUCAAACACUGGAUUCCUCAGAUUUGUUACAUAAACCUCUUGAAAAUGUCAAAACCGCUCAAGAAGAUGCGACUAAAUCCGCCAUAAAUGCGAUGAAAAACCGGAGUUUUAGUAUGAGUUCAAAUGUUUCUGAACCACAGAGUGUGUCUGAAGAAGAAAGGAGAAGGUCGGUUAGUAGUAUUGGAAGUUACGAAGAGAGAAGAUCGGUUUCAGGCUCUAUGGAAAAUUUGGAUAAAAAAUAUGAAGAUUAUCCUUCACGACCGGAAUCCCGGUCUAGUGUUAGAAUGAACAGAAUAAUGGAAAAUGAUGAUAAAAUUAACGUACCCAAUAAACCUCCUUCUCCACAAACAGACACAAUGCAGAAAAAUGUUGAUUUUAAAUUACCAGUUCAAGAAAAUAAAACCAAGUCACAUUCUCCUGUAGGUAGAGUUGUAGAAAAAGUUGAAGAAAAAGACGAUGUAUUUAUUUCUAAACCAAAAGAAGAAAAAUCUGUUAAAGAUAUACAAAACGGUAUUUGUGACGACAAAAAACCCGAUUCCAAAACUUUGGAAUUAAAAAAUUUAAAGAAAGGAAAAUCUCCUUCUCGCUCAGAAGGUGAUAACGAUAGUGGAGUAGACGAAUCUACACAAGGAAAUGACCAAUCUAGUAAUGGCGAUCACAGCUCUCCAAGAAAAUCAUCAGCUAAAACUUCGAGUCGCACAUCUUCAACGACACCAACCAAAAACAGAUCAUUGUCACGAGGAUCUAAAUCACCGAGUCUUAAAAGUCCAGAUUCAACAGCAAGUACUCCCGGAACAACAGAGAAAAAAAAAGUUCCUAUGAAUAAGAUCCAAGUAGGAUCAGCUCCUUCUCCAAACUUGAAGGUAGUUAGAUCAAAAAUUGGAUCUCUAGAAAACGCAAGUUACAAGCCCGGAGGAGGCAAAGUCAGAAUAGAAAGUAAAAAAUUAGACUUCAAAAAUGCUGCUCCACGAAUUGAAGCUAAAAAUGAUGCUUACAUUCCCAAAGGGGGCGAUAAAAAGAUUCAACAACAAAAACUUCAGUGGAAUGCGAAGCCAAAAGUUGGUUCUUUAGAAAAUGCGACACAUAAACCGAAAGGUGGCGAGAAGAAAAUAGAGACUGUAAAAUUAGAUUUUAAGGACAAAGCUAAGCCGAAAGUUGGUUCCAAAGAUAAUAUUAAACAUGUUCCUGGUGGGGGAGACGUAAAGAUUGAGAACAAGAAAUUGGAUUUAAAAGUACAGAGUAAAGUGGGCAGUUUGGACAACGUCAAGCAUAAGCCUGGAGGUGGUGAUAAAAGGAUUUUCGACGAUAAAGAAUAUUUAAAACAGAGGUCGGCUAUUUCGAGCGAGAAUCAUUCGCUGUGUGGUUCUCAGAAUUCCUUGCCGUCCCAGCCGGAAGCCGGAGGUCCAGUAGCUGAUGAAAAUCUCAACCAAGAACGUUAAUUUGUUAUUUUUUAAUUAAUGUGCCGUCUCUAAACCUAUUUUAGACCAGUUGAUACUUGGAUAUAGUUCUUUAACUAUUGAUAAACAUGUGGUUGAAAUACAUUUGAGAAGUAACAUUAACUUACUGAUACAGCAUGAAGCCCGUGUACGAAAUGCAUGUAUUACUUGAAAAAUAAUAAAUUGUAUAUUCAUAGAGUAUAUUUAGAAUCCACUAACACUAACACUGUAUUUUCCACUAAAAUGCUGAGGUUUAGUGUCACUUUUGCUUAAUUUUCCUUUUAUUUUAAGUAAAAUAAGCAAAUGCUGUUCGUUUCAAGAAUAUAUUUUUCAAUGUAAAAUAAUAUUAAUGUAUGAUAAAAUAGUUUGGUGUUGUGAUACCUAGAAUAAUGACCAAACGAUCAACAUUUUUGUACUGUUUAUUAAAGUUGAAACCUAAAUUCUUUCCUAUAGUAUUAAUUUAUAUUUGUAGUUGAUAGAAUUGCAAUUGUGGUUAUUCAUUGUGAAAAAGUUAUCAAAAUGUUUAUCCUUUCACAAUAAGGAGUUAUUAAUUUUGAAGCGUUUUGAUAAUUUUUAUGCAUAUUGUACUUUUCAUGUUUCAGUUAUGCUGUUUCCAGUAAAAAUAUUUUAUUUUGUUUUGCAACAUAGAUGGUAUUGAAUAUAUCAUCACUGUAUUAACUUUAUAAGAACCAUUAAUAAAAUGUGCAUUAGUAUAUA
Molecule: messenger RNA, 2985 nt
Organism: Tribolium madens (black flour beetle)
Lineage: Eukaryota; Metazoa; Arthropoda; Insecta; Coleoptera; Tenebrionidae
Gene: tau
Product: microtubule-associated protein tau
Exons: 8
Coding region: 346-2271 (641 amino acids)
Biological process (GO): neuron projection development; microtubule cytoskeleton organization
Cellular component (GO): neuron projection
Molecular function (GO): microtubule binding
Source: RefSeq, a predicted model, not a curated record